Molecule: messenger RNA, 1957 nt
Organism: Sorghum bicolor (sorghum)
Lineage: Eukaryota; Viridiplantae; Streptophyta; Magnoliopsida; Poales; Poaceae
Product: heavy metal-associated isoprenylated plant protein 32
Exons: 4
Coding region: 212-1720 (502 amino acids)
Molecular function (GO): metal ion binding
Source: RefSeq, a predicted model, not a curated record
AAGCCUUCUCUCUCUUCCCCUCAAAAGGAAGAAAAGAAAAAGAGCCUUCCCCUUGUCAAGAAGAAGAGGAAGAAGAAGAAAGCUAAAAGGUCUUCCUUCCGCUUCUAAGGCAACCAACCUCUAGGAGCGGAGUAAAAGAAGAUCUGAAGGUCUCUCGUGCCUUUCCAUCGGAGCGUACGUGUGGCAGAGCGUGAGAAGUCGGCCGGUCAGCAUGAGCAGGCAGGAUAUCCUGAAGGUCCAGACCCUGGAGCUCAAAGUUCCCAUCCACUGCGAGGGCUGCCUCAAAAAAGUGAAGAAGAUUGUUCAAAAAAUUGAUGGUGUGUACCAGAGCAGCGUCGACGCAGCGCUGGGGAAGGUGACGGUCACCGGCCUGAUGGACCCAGAGACCGUCAUCACCAAGAUCCACAAGUCCGGCAAGCCGGUGCGCGUCUGGGGAGAGAAGCCUGGCGUUCCCCUGGAGGUCCAGCUCCAGAACCUCAAGCUUGGCAGCGAUGGGAACGGGAAGGGCCAGCAGCAGCCCAAGGAUGACGGCGGCAAGGGCCAGCAGCAGCUGCAACAACAGCCCAAGGAUGCCGGCGGCAAGGACCAUGGCCAGGGCAAGCAGCCCAAGGGUGGAGCGGGCGGUGGUGGCGCCGCUGCCGGCGGUGCGAAGGAGGCGAAGAUGGUGGCACCGCCGCCGCACCCGCAGCCGACGCCGCAGCGCUUCGAGCAGAUGACGACGCUCCUACCCAUACCCAUGGGCGCCGGCAAGAUGCCGAUGCCGAUGCCGAUGCCGUUCCCGGCGGCAGCGCCGCCAGCGAAGGCCGUGGCGGCCAAGGACCCGAGGACAGUGAAGUUCGACCUCCCCGGGGGCGACGAGUUCGGGGACGACGACAGCAGCGGGUUCGGCGACGAGUACGACGACGUCGAUUUCGAGGAUGAGGACGAUGACCUCGACGACGACAUGUUCGACGACGAUGACCCCGCGAUGAUGACAAGGCCUAUGGGCAUGCCACCGGCCGCCGGCGGUGGCGACAAGAAGGCUGGUGGCGGCCACGGCAACGGCGGAGGCAAUGGCGCCGGCGGCAAGAAGGGUGGCGGUGGCGGCGCGCAGCAGCCGCCGAAGAACGGCCUGGGCGGAGAGAACCAGCCCAGGCAGGGCAAGAAGGGCGGCGGCCCCGCCGACGCUGGUCUCGGCGGGCCCAUGAUGGCCGGCGGCGCUCCGCCGAUGAUGAUGAGGCCGCCCGGCCACAUGAUGGGCGCGGGUGACGGCGCCAGGUUCCCCGCCAUGGUCCAGAUGGGCGGUGGCGGACCCCUGGUCAGCAUGCCUAUGGGCCACCCCCAUAUGGUUGGCGCCGGUGCGCACGGCAAGCCGGCUGGUGGCAUGCCGAUGGGCCUUCCCCACAUGGGUGUCCCCGGCAUACAGCCGAGCGGCGGCGGCGGCGGCGCGCAUGGCAAGCCGGCUGGCGGCCUGCCAAUGGGCGGCCACCCCUACUACAUGGGUGGCGUGGGCAUGCCAAUGGGCAACCACCACCACACCCACCAUGGCCACGGCGGCCAGGGGUAUCCGCCGCCGCCGCCGAGCUACGGGUACGGGUACGGGCGCCCGGCGAUGCCGUCGUACCCGCCGAUGCCGCAGUACCCACCGCCAGCGCCGUACUACUACGCGAUCCCUCCGCAGCGUCACCCGCACGACAACAUGUUCAGCGACGAGAACCCCAACGCGUGCUCGGUGAUGUGAGCUGUGGAGGUCGGUCGCCGGGGUAGGAGAGGAGAGUUCAGGUCUCGUCGGAGGAGAUCGCCGUGGCUGGAUGGGAGAGUGGAUGCAUUGCAUUGCAUAUAGGAUAAACCUAUAUUAUUAUAGGUUGCUUCUUAUAGGAGAUUAGAAAAUCGGUAAAAGAGUGGAUGCAUUGCAAUAUUAUUGCAUAGGAUAAACCUAUAUGUUUCUAGUACUCUGAUGCUUUUGCACAUUUAUAUC